Messenger RNA from Diaporthe citri, 756 nucleotides. RefSeq lists its product as uncharacterized. NCBI's taxonomy places the organism in Eukaryota, Fungi, Ascomycota, Sordariomycetes, Diaporthales, Diaporthaceae. Gene Ontology annotation, molecular function: cutinase activity. Gene Ontology annotation, cellular component: extracellular region. The record is from RefSeq and is a predicted model, not a curated record. The transcript is spliced from 3 exons. Gene Ontology annotation, biological process: carbohydrate catabolic process. Bases 1 to 756 code for a protein of 251 amino acids.
AUGAAGUUCGCCACCGGCCUGCUUCCCGCUCUCGCUCUGAGCGCGCAAGCACUCACAGUCCCUUUCGAUCUCCAGUCCCGCUUCGACGUCAACAGCAUCCUCGCUCUCGUUUCCAAGUUGUUCCCCUUCGAUGUCACCCUCGAAGCUGCUCAGAAACUGAGCGUGGCGGCGGAGGAAGCGCUUGCUCUGGCUCAAGGUUUCAAGACGACGCGGCAAGACCUCGAUGAGGGGAAGUGCGGUGAUGUGCUUGUGAUCUUUGCUAGAGGGACUGACGAACCGGGGAAUGUCGGUGCGCUAGUUGGGCCGCCCUUCUUCAAGGCCCUGGAGGAGGCGUUGGGCAGCUCGCACACGCUGGCGGUGCAGGGAGUCGAGUAUGAAGCGACCGUUGCUGACUACCUGGAAGGCGGCGACCCGGAGGGGAGUCAAGAGAUGGCCUCGCUUGUGACAAAGGCGUUGAGCUCAUGUCCCAACUCCAAGAUCGUGGUGAGCGGGUACUCCCAAGGUGGGCAGCUCGUACACAACGCAGCCAAGCUAUUGCCAGCAGAUACAAUGAAAGCGGUCAGCUCAGUUGUGAUCUUUGGGGAUCCAGACAGCAGUCAAGGCGUGGAGAACGCAGACCCGGACAAGGUUCUUGUAGUCUGCCACAAUGGGGAUGACAUCUGCCAAUUUGGCGACUUGAUACUCCUCCAGCAUCUGACCUACGCGCAAGACGCAGGCACAGCGGCGGACUUCGUGGUAUCGAAAGCUGGGUUUUGA